Molecule: messenger RNA, 3519 nt
Organism: Toxoplasma gondii ME49
Lineage: Eukaryota; Apicomplexa; Conoidasida; Eucoccidiorida; Sarcocystidae
Exons: 17
Coding region: 683-3211 (842 amino acids)
Molecular function (GO): mRNA binding; protein binding
Source: RefSeq, a predicted model, not a curated record
GUUCGCGUCUCUCUCUGCCCCAUCUGUGUCUUCCGCCGCUCUCGCUCUUCUCGUGGAUCUGCUGAGACCGCACACUCGGCCUUCGGGAUUCUCCGACGUUGUCGGUCUUGCCCAUAUCCCGCUGGCGACUUCUUCCGCGGAGUUGCUUCGCCUUCCCUUUCUUGUCGAAGACUUGCGGCUCUUCUCCAGACUUUUCUCUGCUUCCUUUUCCCUCCGCAUUUCCAUCUCUUUACCGCUCCCGACUCCUCACACUGCGGGCACGCGCUCUGCUCUGCACAAGUACGCUUCAACCGCGCUCAUCAGUGACGUUGUUCUUGCUCCUUCCGGUCGACCAUCUGCUUCUUCCGCCUUCCCUCCGCUCAUUCUUCACCACCUGUCGCGCUCGCCGACGGGAGCCUCAACAGGAACUCGGCGUCGCGACCGGCUGUCUCGCGAGUAAACCAACGAGUCGCAGUUGAAGACACCGAAGCAGUCUGGAGCGCCUCCCUCGUCUGAGUUUUGCUCUCCGAUUCGACUCUUGAGAUCUCCAAAGAACAACCCAACACACCUGCCGCCCUCGGAGGCGACUCCGGGUGUAUAUCGCGGGACUCGCAGUACACUCGGAGACGGACGCCAUCUUCGUUGUUUAGAUGCUUUGGAAGCUGAAAAACGAGACGUCGAUCGGAAAUGCGGAGAAGGAGCGAUGGAUGCAGAGACUUCGUCUUCUCCUUCCUGCCACGACGACUGCAGAGGCAGUACGCUGGACCAAUCAGCGUCGGAGGCCUGGGGAAAGCACGAGCAACAGUCUCGUGAGGUGUACAGACAGAUAAGGAGACAGUACCUCUCUGCUCGGAUGUAUGGCGCCUACGAAGACAUGCUCAUGCUUGGGGAACUUCUGUACAGUCUGGCGCAUCCUGCUGUCUCGCCCACACCGAUCAACGCUCCUGUCUCCGUUCGCUGUGGGGGUUGCGUGCCUCCACUGUCUCCACUGUCUCCUCUGUCUCCGCGCGCGCGAGAGAAGAAGCGAGACACGACGGGAGGGGGCGAGGAAGCGGAAGCUGGACAGAGAGAAGGAGAGAAGGAGGCGACGCAGGGACAUCCGGAGGCAUGCUGUCUCCAGACGGAAAGUCUUUUUUUCUUCACAGAGGCCCUCAUUGCCUGCGGGAAAAUGGAGAGAGCGAGGAGUCUCCUUUUUGAGUUGCAUGCAGAGAUCACCUGCAGAGACCCUGCCCUGCUCGCGGUCGCGACGCAGUUGCUCCUGAAGAUCGACGCGCCUGCCGACCUCGUCGCCUUCCUGGACAGACACCGGAGUUCUUGGCUGCUCCCGGGCCAUCCGUCGCGAACGUUUCUUGAGAUGUCCUUGGCAAUAGCUCUGCAGCGUCUCGGCCGCUUCCCCCAAGCUCUUCGAGUCCUCUGCGACCUCUACCAGCGCGAGCCUUUUCACCCCAAGCUGCUCUUUGCGCUCUUCGGCAGCGGCGUCUUGACUCCUGAGGACGAACUGCGUCUCCUCCGCGAAACGAAGUUCGACGACUCUCAGCUGUGGGCCAGACACCUGGCGGUGGCGCUGCUCUCAGCUGCGCGAGACGAAACGCCUGAAGCAAUAUGGGCACAGAUCUCUUCUUCCUCUGCCUCUUCCUCUUUCUCUUCCUCUGCCUCUUCCUCUGCUUCUUCCUCUUUUUCUUCCUCUGCCUCUUCCUCUUUUUCUUCCUCUGCCUCUUCCUCUGCUUCUUCCUCUUUUUCUUCCUCUGCCUCUUCCUCUUUUUCUUCCUCUGCCUCUUCCUCUUCUUCCUCUGCUUCUUCCUCUUCUUCCUCUGCUUCUUCCUCUUCUUCGUUUUCUGCAUCUCCCCCGCGUCCUCCCGGCCUGUAUGCAGUGCCGCUAGCGGUUGGCCUCGACGGCCGGUGCUUGCGCGUGGACGACGUCCUUUCAUACGUCGAAGAAAUGUAUCCUUCUCGCCAUAUCCCCCCGGAAUUCAUUUAUUCAAGCGUCAAUUUAACGAUUCAAGCGAUUCGGGCAUUCCGCCGAAGAAACGCACCUCUCGCCUUCGCCCUCUGCACUCUACUGCUCGAAACCAGCCUCGCCGAGGCGGUGUACGCGCUGCCUGUCUUCAUCUCCUGCUGCGUCCAGCUCGAGAAGGUUGCUGAGCUCCACCUGCUCACGGAGAGACUCGAAGAGGCACUGGAGGGAGCGCUGGCGGACGGCGAGAGGACGACGCUCACAGCUGCACUGAUACACGCUGAGGGCGGUCUCCUCCUUGUUGAAGGAACUACCGCGAAGGCUAUCGACGUUCUUUUAAAAGCCACGGAGAUUCGGCAAGAACCCCUGACGACACCUGGCUUCCUGCCCCCCUAUUUGCUGCUCGCAGAGGCGCUGCAGUCUCCGGUGGAAGGACCGACGCCUGCGAAGCAGAAAGCCACCCGCAAGAAACUCGUCAAAACUCUCCGACAUCUGACGCAGGUUUUCCGAGGACACGCUCGGGUGCGACUUGCCCUCCUCAGUGAACUUCGAAGAACCAAGCACUCUGCCCAGAACGCGUCGGCGGAAAAAAGUGAAGAAAUCCAGCUUCUACGAGGAAUGCUGCGUCUGGACUCGCGAGAUCCUCAGGUUCUCCUCCAGUGCGCCACGGUGGCGUUCGACUCGGGAAGAUUCUACGAAUCCCUUCUCCUCGUCAAUCGCGCCUUGGCGGGGUGUACGUACACCCGAGAGACAGGUCCCCCGCGCGAACCGGAAAGCUCCGCGCGACUUGCUUGUAAAGAGGAGGGCAAAACAGAGCGACUGGCACCGGAAGAACUGCAGCAGGGAGACGGAACAGUCCUCGAUGACCUCUUCUAUACACUCACCUCUCAAAGUCCUCCCUGCUGCUUCGCCGCCGACGCCUUGCAUGCACUCCGCGGCCGAGCGCUUGUCCAGCUCAGCCGAGAAGUUGCUGCGUCGAGAGAGUUCUCUCUCGACCGCGACGACUUCUUGUUUCCCCGCCUCCCAGUUCGAGAAGACCGAACUUCCUCUGCCUCCUCAGGCGACUCAUGCAAAGACGCGGACUCGUUUUCUCGCUCGCCGUUCUCUCCUUUGCCCGCAGACAAAGCUUCCUCGAGCUUGUCUGAAAAACUCCUCGCGGAAGCAGAAGCGGCGCUUCGAACUGCGCUCGCAGUGAAUCCGGACAAUGUGGAGGCCCAGAGAAGUCUUCUCACCCUGCGUCUCGCCGAAUCCUCCGAAGCUCCUGAAUCCUUUCUCUGAUCGGACAACUUCUCCCGUUGAAACGUCCGUCUCAAGGAAGAGAGCACCAGUGUGUUUCUUCUCUGAAGCAGCUUUCUACAUCUGUGUUUCAAACGCGUCUCUGUCUCGCCUUCUCUAUCGGCGACUGCGUUUCCUACCAGCACAGGCACCCGCGUCCUCACUGGUAUUUCCUCCGUUCCCCGCGUUUACAUCUACAGGUGGAUCCUGUGACUUAUCGAUGUUCUUCUGCGUUUCCUUCCAGCCCCUACACCAUAAAUACAUGCACGGAGAAAGGCGUGUACAUGCAUGUAGUGCUUUGUGUGAGGGGA